CCCCAAUGCUUCACGGUGGACAUUUACGAUGACCACUCGGCCUUGUGCGUUUGGAUGAAGCUCUUUGAAAGGGAAUAAAAAAGGAGGAACACGGGGAGGUUGUCCCAGGCAGUAAAAGCACAUUAGGUUGCAGCAAAAAAAAAAAAAGGGAGGAGGACAUAGAGUCUCGACGACUUCCAGAAGAGCCUGAGCGGACCCGGGAGCCCUUCCCAGCUGGCUGCAGCUGAUGCAGCAGGGGAAUCUUCUGGAGAUGACGAUGUGGAAGCUUUUUGGAAUAUUCUUUUUUUGUGGCCUCUUCUCACCCUCUCAAGAAGUCUUGUCCGGUCUGUCCUGCGCUGUCAGUCCAGGGGCAAUGCAGAAUGUUCUCUCAGAUGCCAUAAUUCAUAACGGGCUUCUCCAGCAGCACCUGCAGGGGCUUGUGCUCCCAAACAUCGUGGGUGACGGGGGUCUGCUGAGCUCUCCCACCAGCAUCACUGGACUGCACCUUGUGAAGGUUCAGCUCCCCAAGCUCUCGGUGGUGCUGCUGUCAGGAAUCGGGGUCCAGCUGACCAUUGCUGCAAAGCUGGAGCUCAGCGGCAACUGCUUGGUUGGCCUUCUUUCAGAUCUAAUUGAUAUCUUAGUGGAUGUGAACAUUACUGCAAACAUAAAAUGCACGAAUUUUGAAUCGGGCACAGUCCAGGUCGUCAUUGAAGAUUGCCUCUGCAUUCUUGGUGCCAUAAAGAUCAAGAUCCUUUCUGGCUUGGUUGGCCUUCUUUCAGAUCUAAUUGAUAUCUUAGUGGAUGUGAACAUUACUGCAAACAUAAAAUGCACGAAUUUUGAAUCGGGCACAGUCCAGGUCGUCAUUGAAGACUGCCUCUGCAUUCUUGGUGCCAUAAAGAUCAAGAUCCUUUCUGGCUUACUGUCCCUAUCAGUAAAUGAUAUAGUGCUUAACCAGCUGAGAGCAACUCUGCCAGGUUUGCUGUGUCCAGUAGUUGAUAUUGUCAUCAACCUUGUGAACAUCCAGCUCAUGGGCACUCUCAACGCGGUGAUCCCAGUCGGAACGGCAGGAACAAUUCACUACCAGCUGGCCAGCCUCCCAUUUACCUCUGGCUUGUUCCUUGGGUUGGAUUUAGAUGGUGCGGUGAAGCAGGUGGGAGGCAGCAUCAUCCCCCAUGACUCGUCUGCCUCGGCUUUACCUCCGCUGCUGGACAAGCUUCUGGUCUUGGGGCUGCGCCAGAGCUUUCUCAAUGCAGUCCUGUCCCUCCUCAUCCAGAUACCGCCACAGACCUUCCCCUGCUCGCCAGAAAUCUUCUCCGGUGCCAGUCGUCUGCAAGAAGCCAUCACAACCCUUGCUCCUGGUGGGUGCUCCAGCUGCCGCGGGACCAGUCCUCUGGUCAUUAAGCUAACGUUGUCUGGGAACCCACUUAUCCUCUUGGAAGAAAACAAAGCCACCGUUGAGCUUUCGGUCAUGAUUCAGCUGCUCAUUGAGCGAUUAGAUGGAUCCAUCCUCAACCUCCUGCUGCUGAAGGCUGACCUUGGUCUAAAUGCCCUCGUGUCGAUUGCUGGAGGCAAACUGGUGCUGGGGUUGUCCCUGGGCAGCACUUCCCUCUCCUUGGAGUCUUCUGACAUCGGCAUCAGCAGCAUCUCCAACCUGAAGCCACACUGCAGCAGUCUGCUGACGGAAACCUUUCUGCCCCUUCUCAACGGUGCUCUGGGCAUCGGGAUCCCUCUGCCAAACGUGCUGGGCAUUCCCUUAAUAAAGGUGAAUGUUCAGAUAUUAAAGGGCCUGUUGGUGAUUCUCGUGUGAUCCGAGGAGCUCAAGGCACAGAGAGGUCUUUCUGGGCAGAGAAAGAGCAAGAGAGACCAACGAGGAUGGAGCACCGAGACCAGCAUUAUCUACUUUUCUUUUCUAAACUUGAUUCAAGAUUCUUGAUAACAUUUAAGACACUUCAAAGUUAAUUGGCCCGUGUGAGUACUAAGACACCUGCAUAAGCCAACACCUGAUAGGCAGCUCUGUGUACAAAUAUUUAUUUAGAGAAAUUAGCAUGAUUUUGGGGUCACAGUUAUAGCAGUUGCAUGCGAUGCUGCCCUGGAAUUGUUAAAUUUCUUCUGAGGGAAAAUUGUUCUUGAUAUUAUGGAAAAGUGAACUUGUUACAUAUGGCUUUUGGAGUAAAUGUCACCAUCCAUGUUCACA
This is a messenger RNA of Calidris pugnax (ruff), 2173 nucleotides long. RefSeq names its product BPI fold-containing family B member 4-like. The record is from RefSeq and is a predicted model, not a curated record. Bases 227 to 1786 code for a protein of 519 amino acids. The transcript is spliced from 18 exons. Gene Ontology annotation, molecular function: lipid binding. NCBI's taxonomy places the organism in Eukaryota, Metazoa, Chordata, Aves, Charadriiformes, Scolopacidae.